AUGGGGCUCCUGGGGCUGGCUGUCUUGGGCCUCGCCUGCUUGGCAGUGGCACAUGCUGCAAAGCUGGGAGUUGUGUACACGGAAGGCGGUUUUGUGGAAGGCGUCAACAAGAAGCUCAGCCUCUUGGGUGGCGAGUCUGUUGACAUCUUCAGGGGCAUCCCCUUUGCCACUGCCAAGACCCUGGAGAAUCCCCAGAGUCACCCUGGCUGGCAAGGGACCCUGAGUGCCAAGGACUUCAAGAGGCGAUGCCUACAGGCCACCCUCACCCAGAGUAGCACCUAUGGGGAUGAAGAUUGCCUCUACCUUAACAUCUGGGUCCCUCAGGGCAGGAAGCAAGUCUCCCAGGACCUGCCUGUGAUGAUCUGGAUCUAUGGAGGUGCCUUCCUCAUGGGGGCUGGCCACGGGGCCAACUUCCUCGACAUCUACCUGUAUGACGGGGAGGAGAUUGCCACUCGAGGCAAUGUCAUUGUGGUCACCUUCAACUACCGUGUUGGCCCCCUGGGCUUCCUCAGCACUGGGGAUGCCAACCUGCCAGGUAACUAUGGCCUUCGAGAUCAGCACAUGGCCAUUGCCUGGGUGAAGAGGAAUAUUGCAGCCUUUGGAGGGGACCCUGAUAACAUCACCAUCUUUGGGGAGUCAGCCGGAGGUGCCAGUGUCUCUCUACAGACCCUCUCCCCCUACAACAAAGGCCUCAUCCGGAGAGCAAUUAGCCAGAGUGGAGUGGCACUGAGCCCCUGGGUUAUCCAGAAAAACCCACUCUCCUGGGCGGAAGAGAUUGCUCAGAAGGUAGGCUGCCCCACAGAUGAUACCAGCAGGCUGGCGAGUUGUCUGAAGAUUACUGACCCCCGUGCUGUCACACUGGCCUACAAGAUGCCCCUCUCAGGCCUGGAGUAUCCUGCAAUACACUACCUGGGCUUUAUCCCUGUGGUUGAUGGGGACUUCAUCCCCGAGGACCCUAUCAACCUGUAUGCCAAUGCUGCUGACAUAGACUACAUAGCGGGCACCAAUGACAUGGAUGGCCACCUCUUUUCCACUAUCGACAUGCCAGCCGUUGACAGGUCCAACAAGGACAUCACAGAGGAAGACUUCUACAGAUUGGUCAGUGGGUUCACCACCACCAAGGGGCUCAGCGGUGCCAGGGCCACCUUUGACCUCUACACCCAGUCCUGGGCAGAGGACUCAUCCCAGGAGACCAAGAAGAAGACUGUGGUGAACUUGGAGACCGACAUCCUCUUUCUGAUGCCCACAGAGAUGGCUCUGGCCCAGCACAAAGCCAAUGCCAAGAGUGCCAAGACCUACUCCUACCUGUUCUCCCAUCCCUCUCGGAUGCCCCUAUACCCCAACUGGGUGGGGGCCGAUCACGCCGACGACCUCCAGUACGUCUUCGGAAAACCCUUCUCCACCCCACUGGGCUACCGGGCCCAAGAGAGGACUGUCUCCAAGGCCAUGAUCGCUUACUGGACCAACUUUGCCAGAAGUGGGGACCCCAACGUGGGUGACUCAUCUGUGCCCACACACUGGUACCCCUACACCAUGGAGAAUGGCAGCUACCUUGAGAUCAAUAAGGAGAUGGACAGCCAGUCUAUGAAGGAGCACCUGAGGUCCAAGUACCUGCAGUACUGGGCCCUGACCUACAAACAGCUGCCCACUGUGAUUGGUGAGGAGGCUGUCCCUGUGCCCCCUACAGAUGACUCCCAGGCUGCCCCUGUCCCCCCAGCAGAUGACUCUGAGGCCGCCCCCGUGCCCCCAGCAGACGACUCUCAGGGGGCUCAGAUGCCUGUAGUCAUUGGUUUCUAG
Castor canadensis (American beaver) is the source of this 1797-nucleotide messenger RNA. It is a transcript of the gene Cel, whose product is annotated as carboxyl ester lipase. Lineage: Eukaryota; Metazoa; Chordata; Mammalia; Rodentia; Castoridae. The record is from RefSeq and is a predicted model, not a curated record.